Penicillium bovifimosum is the source of this 744-nucleotide messenger RNA. RefSeq names its product nuclear transcription factor Y subunit beta. Gene Ontology annotation, cellular component: CCAAT-binding factor complex. The record is from RefSeq and is a predicted model, not a curated record. Lineage: Eukaryota; Fungi; Ascomycota; Eurotiomycetes; Eurotiales; Aspergillaceae. The transcript is spliced from 3 exons. Gene Ontology annotation, molecular function: RNA polymerase II cis-regulatory region sequence-specific DNA binding; DNA-binding transcription activator activity, RNA polymerase II-specific; protein heterodimerization activity. The coding region runs from base 1 to 744 and encodes 247 amino acids. Gene Ontology annotation, biological process: regulation of transcription by RNA polymerase II.
AUGUCGGUCUCUCCUUCGAAAGAACCUGAACUUGACCCUGAGGCGCAAUCGGGUGAAGAACAAGAGCACAUGGACAAGGACCAGCAGGACGCGCAGGCACACCACGGCGAGUUCGAGGUGAAGGAGCAGGAUCGGUGGCUGCCGAUUGCAAAUGUCGCUCGUAUCAUGAAGUUGGCCCUACCGGAAAAUGCAAAGAUCGCGAAAGAAGCCAAGGAAUGCAUGCAGGAUCCGUUGAUCCCACUUAUCGAGACAUCCUCAUUGACCGUAUCCACAGCCUCCGAGAAAUGCCAACAGGAGAAGCGCAAAACGGUCAACGGCGAAGACAUCCUAUUUGCCAUGACCUCCCUUGGCUUUGAGAACUACGCCGAAGCUCUCAAGAUCUACCUAUCCAAAUACCGCGAGGUAGAGUGCCCCCAAAAUCCCGGAUCAUCCCAUGGAAACUCCCAGGACGAACCGCGAAACCGACUCAAAUUCAUACCCAGUUCAUUCAUGCUGACUAGACCGCAGACCCAAUCUGCCCGUGGUGAAAAUCAGAGGCCCCCAAGCGCUGGUUAUGGAGCUGGAGGACCCAGCGGCGCCCCUGGCGGCGCUGGUGCAGCUCGUCCCACCGGAUUCUCCGACGCCGAAGGUGGAAAUCCCAUGAUGAACCCCAAUCUUGACCCAUCUGAACAAGAUGCCUCUGCCUACGGCUAUCCCGCUAUGGUUGGCCAGCCUCACAACGGCGCGGGCGGCGAGUCAUAUUAG